Molecule: messenger RNA, 4082 nt
Organism: Salvia hispanica
Lineage: Eukaryota; Viridiplantae; Streptophyta; Magnoliopsida; Lamiales; Lamiaceae
Molecular function (GO): RNA binding
Source: RefSeq, a predicted model, not a curated record
CGCCUUCCUCGUACGAAAAAACAGAAUUUCUCAAUCUUAAUUGCUAGGGUUUCUCUUUAUCCCUUUCUGCCUUUGUGCAUACGCUUCCCACCGACUUCCUUUUAAUCUGUACUGAUAUCCUAAUUGCGAGUAAUUUUUUUUUUUUUUUCGAUUGCCGAUUCCGGAUAUUCUUGUUGCUACAAUUAAAUUCUUGCGACUCUGAUCGGUAAAAGGAUGCCACCGAGAUCGACGAAGAAAACUCCGCCGGGGCCGGGGAGCAAGAGAGCACUGCGGGGACGAGCGACUGCGGCGGCGGAGAAUGCUCAGGCGCAGGCCGUGCCCGAGGAACCAAAAGUGAAAAUGGAGGAGAUUGCUGGAAGCGAGAUGGAGCAGAAGGCCAGCGCUGAGGAUAAAGUUGCGCUAGAGACCGUACUGACCUCUGUGAAGAAGGAUGGAGAUUCUAAAGAGUCCGUAGAUGAGUAUGAGAAAGAUGAGCGGUUAGACUUGGAGGAUAAUGAUCCUGAAUAUGAACCUGGAGAGUACUGUGGUGUUGAUUACGAUGACAAGGAAAUUGAGCCAGACACUCGUGAAUAUGUAGGUGAAUUGGAGGAAGAUGAUCCUAAAGAAUUGGAUGUUGGUAAAGAAGAUGGUGAUGUGUUCGAGGAGGAGUUUGAUAGUAUCCAUGAAGAGAUUGAAAAUGAGGAAGAUUAUGAGCAUGUAGGGCAGGAGCAAUCUGAGAUGGGUUAUGCUGAGGAAGAAGAACAUCACGAAGUAUUCAAAGAGAGGCGUAAGCGGAAGGAAUUUGAAAUUUUCGUUGGUGGAUUGGAUAAGAAUGCUACUGAGGCUGACCUCAGGGAAGUUUUCAGUAAAGUUGGUGAGGUUACUGAAGUCAGACUUAUGAUGAAUCCACAAACAAAGAAGAAUAAAGGUUUUGCAUUCUUGCGUUUUGCAACGGUGGAACAAGCAAGGCGAGCUUGUGCUAGUCUGAAAAAUCCAGUGGUUUGUGGCAAGCAGUGUGGUGUGACACCAAGCCAAGACAGUGAUACCCUGUUUUUAGGUAACAUAUGCAGGACAUGGACAAAGGAAGCUUUGAAAGAGAGGUUAAAGCAUUACGGCCUUGAAAAUGUUGAGGAUUUGACACUGGUUGAAGAUAGUAACAAUGUAGGGAUGAAUCGGGGUUUUGCCUUCUUAGAGUUCUCCACGAGAUCUGAUGCUAUGGAUGCUUUUAAGCGUCUACAGAAGAGGGAUGUUUCGUUUGGAGUGGAUAGGCCAGCUAAGGUUUCCUUUGCAGAUUCUUUCAUUGACCCUGGUGAUGAGAUCAUGGCCCAGGUUAAAACUGUGUUUGUGGAUGGUCUUUCUGCUUCUUGGGAUGAUGAACAUGUCAAGGAACUUCUCAAAAAAUAUGGAGAGAUUGAGAAAGUUGAGCUUGCCCGUAAUAUGCCAUCUGCCAGGAGAAAAGAUUUUGGUUUUGUCACAUUUGAUACCCAUGAUGCAGCAGUAACUUGUGCUAAAAGCAUCAACAAUGAGGAAUUGGGUGAAGGUGCAAGCAAGGCUAAAGUCAGGUCCAGAUUAUCGAGACCUCUUCAGAGAGGCAAAGGAAAACAUAUUGCCAGAGGAGAUUUCCGGCCUGGGCGUGGGUCAGUUCGAAGGGCUAGGAAUCCUUGGAGCCGCCCAUUACCACGUGCCAUCCCUGUUCGUGCCCCCAGAAUUCCUCCUCAUCUUCCUCCUGUCGUCGACCGUAGUUUCAGAAGGCCUGUUACCGUGCGAGAGAGGAGACUGGUCAUGGAUGUUCCUCAAAGGGCCAGGCCUGCUGCUCCCUUGCCAAGGUCCUAUGAUAGGAGGCCACCUGUUCCAUCAUACCCCAAGAGUGGUUUGAAGAGGGAUUACAGUCACAGGGAGGAGCUUAGCUCCAGAAGUAGGGUUGCUGCUAUAGAUUAUAAUUCAAGAGCAACUUCAGAUAGACGCGCCCCCUACAGAGAUGAUUAUCCUCCUCGUCCAUCUGGCUACCCUGAUAUGCCUAGAGGUGGUACAGCGAGAUCUACUGGAAGAAGACCUUAUGUUGAUGAUGGGUAUAAUGAAAGAUUUGAAAGGGCACCUCCAUCUUACCAUGAGGGACGUGAGCGUGAGUAUGAUUCUAUGUCUGGGUCCAAACGCCCAUAUGCUUCAGUGGAUGAUGUUCCUCCCCGAUAUAGUGAGGCCGGAAUGCGCCACUCUCGUGCUCGUUUGGACUAUGAUCUUGGUAGCAGUGCUUCCCGCUACACCGAUGCUUACAGUGACAGGCUUGGAAGGUCAGAUAUGGGAUAUGAGGGAAGUCGAAGCUCUAUGUCUAGUCAAGAUUCUCAUGGGCUAUAUAGUAGUCGUCAGGGUAUUGGUUACAGUGGAGGUUCUUAUGGUGGCAGUGAUGUUGGUCGUAUGUACUCGUCAAACUUUGGUGGGGAUUACAUGUCACGAGGAAGUGAUGUUGGUGGCAGCUCUUACUCGUCUGUCUAUCCUGGACGUGGUAUGGGUGGUAGCAGCUACAUGGGAAGUAGCGGGUCUGGAUCAUACUAUUAGGGCAUGCAACCAGUGAGUGGAAUUAAGAGGAUGCAGCUGUAGGAUGUGGAUGGUCUGAAGUUGUAAAUGGAAUUAAGAGGAUGCAGCUGUAGGAUGUGGGAUGGUCUAAAGUUUGAAAUCAGUCCUCACCAUCAAGUUGAAGCAUUCUUUUUGGACAUGAAAAAACCUCCAUGGCUUUGAAGGGAGACUCAAGUACAGUGUUCAGAGCAAUUAGGUGCUAUGGACCUCCUUUAAGACCUGGUUUGGAUUUGUGUGAUCCUGUUUAUUGUAUGUAUGUAAGGACUCAGAACCAUAAGGAGACAUAUUCAGCAUGUCAUAAUUUAUAGUAAUAAUGUGCUUUCCAACUGUCUCCCUAUUGUUUCAUAUGAAGAAAUGGAAAGAAACUUUCUCUGUUCUGUGGGCGUAGAAUUUGGACAAAAGCAUUGAGGUCAGAUGCUUGUAGUAAUUGAUUGUUGCAUUUUCUGUUACUAUGCUCAAGUUCCUGAAAGAGUAAAGGUGGUGUUAUGCUUAUACAGCAGUUCCAUGGUAUUCUUUUAAUUUUCUUAUAUUUGGAGGGUCAGCAGAUAAUGGAAAUGGCGAUUGGUGCACUGUUUUGGGAAAUGAGAUAAGAGAUGUGAAACAUUGGGGCUGCAUUAUGUUGCAAUAUUCAGAAAGGAGGGUUGAGUGGGCAUUGUUAUGAGUAUGAUAAGAUUGCCUUAUGGAUAUGGUUAAAUUAUGAAACAGGGAUGUGGUUUGAAGUCUGUCAAAUUUUCCAUUUCAUGAAAUGUUUCAAGUUAAAUUUGCUUAUCCUCAGGAGAAGUUAUCUUGGAAAAAUUUGGUAGAGAUCUAUUGAUCGAAUGGCAAUUUAGCCACCAUGCAAUGAACUAUACUUAAGAGUUGUAGGAGUGAAUUGAUAUCAUUUGGUUUUGAAUUAUUUUGCCCUCUGUUUACUUGUUGCCCUCAAGUGCCAGUUACUCAAAUCAAUGUGGUAAAGGAAUACUUAAAUAUGAUUUGAUCACAUAUCCUGUAGGCAGGCUGUAGGUUGGGAAGCUUUCCUUUACCAUCUCCAUUGGUGAACAGGUUUGUGAUAGUGGUACAUGUUAUUCGACAAGUUGAUUGCCGUAGUACUUGGUUCGUUUGGUAGACGACUUUAUAACUAACAAUUGCAUUUCUUCUUAGCCUUUUCCUUGCGACUAAUCCCCAAUGGAAUGAGUUGAGAUGUAUGGAUGGAUGUCUUACAGUUGAAUUAUUGUUGUGUUUUCCUGAUAGAUUGUCAAUUGCUGUUUUCUAAUGAUUUGCAUAUGACACCAGUUACUGACAUGUUUUUUGUGUUAAAAGUCAUUAUAUCCCUUGUACAUGAGGUGCACUUUCCUGCAUUAGAUGCAAAAAACAAGAUUGCAACGAGGAGCAGCUCUGGAUUUGGGAGCUCUUGAUAUAGCUGAACCCAGUCUUUUGGUGUAUUUUGCAGUUUUGUUUUCAUGUAAGAAAUUACGAUAGAAAUGUAAAUUUGUAGUACUAUUGUUGAAUGAUUCCUAUUAUGAAUAGAUGAAUACUUGAUAAAUUUGAACUUA